Molecule: messenger RNA, 750 nt
Organism: Aedes albopictus (Asian tiger mosquito)
Lineage: Eukaryota; Metazoa; Arthropoda; Insecta; Diptera; Culicidae
Product: ARL14 effector protein
Exons: 1
Coding region: 114-650 (178 amino acids)
Cellular component (GO): intracellular membrane-bounded organelle
Source: RefSeq, a predicted model, not a curated record
UUUGAUGCAUCGAUUGGUGCUUCCUUCAUUGUUAGUAAAUUCGCAUCAUAAAACAACCCGCUUUCUCAGUUCAGAUUGUUCAAAAGUUCCCCAUAAAAUCCUCGAAAAAAGCAAUGGAAGACUGUGUGGAAAUUCAAUCCUCCGACGAAGGCGAACCCGAACGUAUCGGUAUCUCGUCGGCGUCCUGCUCGCCCCUGCCGCACGCGGAACGCUCCAAUACGCCGGUCUCCGCAAAUCUGCGACAUUCGAAUCAACAACAGGCGCAACAGCAGCAAACCAUCUCGCAGCGAAUCACCCGCCGGACCGAGAACGGACAGCUGAAAAAGCUCGAAACGGAUCCCAAGUUCUUGGCCAAUUUCAACCCAAAUACAUCGCGCCGUGAGAAGCGGAAACUGAACAGGAAAUCGACGCCGCUGGUGGUGCCCAAGGCGACCGGACUGUACACCGAGAGGGGAAUCCAUCGGGAAACCGGGAAGGAUAUGUGCGAUUGUUUGGAUAUGAGCUGCCCCGGGUGUCACUUUCCGUGUCAGUGCUGCGGGAGCGCCAAGUGCGGACCGCAUUGCCGUGCGACGCGCAAAUGGAUGUACGAGAGUAUCGAGCAUGACGCCAAGGAUCUGGUGAUUAGGAACAAAUUGCUGAUUAAAAAAUAAGCUUUAGAAUUUAAGUUUGAUAUUUUGCAUUAUCGAGAGUAAAUAAAGAUCUUACAUAUGUGACUAAUAACUACUUGUCUUGAGACACAUACAUAGCUUA